This is a messenger RNA of Erythranthe guttata (spotted monkey flower), 1077 nucleotides long. The record is from RefSeq and is a predicted model, not a curated record. NCBI's taxonomy places the organism in Eukaryota, Viridiplantae, Streptophyta, Magnoliopsida, Lamiales, Phrymaceae.
AUGCACAACAACAAAAACACCACCGCCACCACCAUUAAUCCCACAAUCAAUUACACCAGCAAUAAUAACAAUACCAAUAUCAAUAUCAAUAUCAGUACCAAUAACAGCACAUCCGCCGCCGCACACCACCAACGCAGCCACGGCUCCACCAUCCAAGCCUGCGCGGCCUGCAAGUACCAGCGGCGGAAGUGCGCCUCCGACUGCAUCCUAGCGCCCUACUUCCCCCACGACCGGCAGCGCCAGUUCCUCAACGCCCACCGCCUCUUCGGCGUGAGCAACAUCGUCAAGAUCGUCCGCCACCUCGACCCGCCGGCCAAGGACCACGCCAUGCGGACCAUCAUCUUCCAGUCCGACGCCCGCGCCGCCGACCCCGUCGGCGGCUGCUACAGGAUCAUACGCGACCUCGAGCAGCAGAUAAGCAUCGCCAAGGCGGAGCUGGAGAUCGUCCUCCACCACCUCGCCCUCUGCCGCGCCGCCCGCCACCACCACCACCACCAGGCGGCGGAGAUUCCCGAUCAGGCGGCCAACUGCGGAGAUUCGAUUGUCGACGGUCAGGACAAAUGGAGGGUUGAUGAAUACCCGGAGGAGGACGAGGUGGUGGUUAUAGAUGAUUUGAAUUCUUGGAGCUGCAUGCAUGGGAAUGACAAUGGGAAUGGGAAUGGGAAUGACAACUGGAAUGGGAAUGGGAAUUCCCAUGCAGAAUCCACGUCAUCAUCAUUCCCAUACCAUAAUAAUCAUCACCAUCACAUGAGUAACCUUUCAUUAGAGGAAUGCCAUGAUAUGAAGACAAUUCUUGAUCAUUUGUCCGGUGAUGAUGACGACGCACGCGACGACUUCAAUUUUGAUUCCCAUGGAAACAUCAUUCCGAGGUUUGAUUCCUAUGUAUAUACCCUAAUUUGUAUUCAAUUUCUUCUUCUUCUUUUUUUCUCAAGAACAAUCAACAAUGGCACUUUGACAGAAGAAAACGCGAUAUUUGAUCAGGAAGAAGAAGAUGGAUCAUUUUCAUACAAUAUUCAAGAUCAGCAUGAUUUAAAAGCUGCUGCUACAUUUUUCACCCUCACAAACUGUGAUAUUUGA